CGUUCCGAAACGAGAUGGGAACUUCUGUGAGGAACGGGAUGGGUGCUUCCCGUUAUUUUGUGGAAAAUGAAUGGGGCACAACCACGUACCCGGCCUCCACUGGACAACAACCACCAUCCCUGGUCCCUGGUCCGCACUCCUCUCCUCUCUUCUCUUCUCCGCCGCCAUGUUGGAAUGCCGACAACGCCUCCCGGCGUCCGCCAGCGCCAGCGCCCGCGGUGGGUCGGCAAUUGUGCUGAGAAGCGAGCGAGCGAGCGAGCGCGCGCACGGCGCGGCCGUUGGUGUCAGUGGUGAAGGGGAAGGUCGCGCGCGCGCCGCAGCUGCAGCCGCCGCCGCCGCCGCCGCCGCAAGCCGUGCAUCAAGAAAUCGCGGCCGGAAUCUAAACUCUUCGCGUUUUCUUUCAACGGUUGAAGAGAAAGAAAAAAAAGCACUGAUUAUUGAUUGAAACGUAUUCUCCAACGGAGCAGCGCCCCUUAACAGGAGGAAAAACGUUUCCGAUGUAUAUCACUUGACAGGAUGAAAACUGGGCCUCUGAAUUUAUAAUUUAAACACAGAAUAUGCUUGAUUCCAUCCAUCCUGAACUACCAUUCAUUCAGCACCAAGGCUCCAGCCAUACUCUUUCUGAAUAUGACCGACACAUAGCAACCCGCAGAGGCAUGGCAGCUGCUUACCUUGACCCGAACUUGAAUCACACAGCAGGUUCAGGAGCCAAGUCUCGCUUGAGUAUGGAACGCUCUCCUGGUGCCAUGGAACGAGUACUGAAGGUCUGCCAUUAUUUUGAGAGUAAUAAUGAACCCUCAAACUGGAUCAUGAAUAUUCGGCAUGGCGAUGCGACAGAUGUCCGGGGUAUUAUUCAGAAGAUUGUAGAUUCUCACAAAGUAAAGAAUGUGGCAUGCUUUGGCAUUCGACUCAGCCAUAUGCAUUCAGAGGAAGUCCAUUGGCUACAUCCAGAUAUGGGUGUUUCACAUGUGCGUGAGAGGUUUGAACAGCAUCACCCUUCAGAUGAAUGGAGGUACGAGCUUCGAAUCAGAUAUUUACCAAAAGGUUUUCUGACUGAGUUCAGUGAAGAUAAGCCUUCUUUAAAUUUCUUUUAUCAACAGGUCAAGAAUGAUUAUAUGAUGGACAUAGCUGAUCAAGUGGACCAAGAUAUUGCACUGAAACUAGGAUGCCUUGAGAUCCGGAGAUUCUAUAGAGAAAUGCGGGGAAAUGCCUUGGAAAAGAAAUCCAAUUAUGAAUUGCUGGAAAAGGAUGUGGGUUUGAAAAGGUUUUUUCCCAAGAGCCUUUUGGAUUCUGUCAAGGCAAAAACACUGAGGAAGUUGAUACAGCAGUCUUUUCGCCAGUUUGCCAAUUUGAAUGAAGAGCAAAGUGUUCUGAAGUUCUUUGAAAUUCUAUCUCCAGUUUAUAGAUUUGACAAGGAAUGCUUCAAAUGUGCCCUCGGGUCAAGCUGGAUAAUUUCAGUGGAAUUGGCAAUUGGACCGGAAGAAGGGAUCAGCUACCUUACCGACAAAGGCUCUAUGCCAACUCAUCUGGCUAAUUUCAACCAAGUGCAGACAAUUCAGUAUUCGAACAGUGACGAUAAAGACAGAAAGGGAACUUUGCAAUUAAAAAUAGCUGGUGCUUCAGAGCCUUUGACCAUUACAACUCCAUCGCUGAACAUCGCAGAGAACAUGGCAGACUUGAUAGAUGGAUAUUGCCGCCUUGUAAAUGGAGCUGUGCAGUCAUUCAUCAUCAGGUCCCAGAAAGAAGGAGAACGUGCCUUGCCUUCCUUACCCAAGUUGUCAAACAGUGAAAAGCAAGGAUUGAGGACUAGAGCUGUUUCAGUCUCGGAUGAAAUUAGUGGGGACGAAACCGAUGAUUACGCAGAGAUCAUAGAUGAAGAGGACACUUACACCAUGCCUUCUAAAAGCUAUGGGAUAGACGAAGCCAGGGAUUAUGAGAUACAGCGAGAGAGAAUUGAACUGGGUCGUUGCAUUGGAGAGGGACAGUUUGGUGAUGUGCAUCAAGGGAUUUACAUGACUCCAGAAAAUUCUGCCAUGGCAGUUGCUAUCAAAACAUGCAAAAACUGCACUUCGGACAGUGUACGGGAAAAGUUCCUACAGGAAGCCUUGACCAUGCGACAAUUUGACCACCCUCAUAUAGUGAAGCUGAUUGGCGUAAUUACUGAAAAUCCAGUCUGGAUAAUUAUGGAACUGUGUACAUUUGGAGAGUUACGUUCGUAUUUGCAAGUGAGGAAAUACAAUUUGGACUUGGCCUCCUUAAUUCUGUAUGCCUACCAGCUAAGCACAGCACUCUCUUAUCUGGAGAGCAAGAGAUUUGUACAUCGGGAUAUUGCUGCUAGAAAUGUGUUGGUAUCCUCAUUGGACUGUGUAAAGUUAGGUGACUUCGGUCUGUCAAGAUACAUGGAAGAUAGCACUUACUACAAAGCUUCAAAAGGGAAGUUACCCAUCAAAUGGAUGGCUCCCGAAUCAAUCAACUUUCGUCGGUUUACCUCAGCAAGCGACGUAUGGAUGUUUGGUGUUUGUAUGUGGGAAAUUCUAAUGUAUGGAGUGAAACCAUUUCAAGGAGUAAAAAACAACGAUGUAAUUGGUAGGAUUGAAAAUGGUGAACGCUUGCCAAUGCCUCCAAACUGCCCACCGACGCUGUACAGCCUUAUGACAAAGUGCUGGGCAUAUGAUCCCAGCAGAAGACCUCGAUUCAAUGAACUGAAACAACAACUCAGCACAAUAUUGGAAGAAGAGAAAAUGCAGCAAGAAGAACGGAUGAGAAUGGAGCAGAGACGACAGAUCACAGUUUCCUGGGAUUCUGGAGGAUCAGAUGAAGCCCCUCCAAAGCCCAGUAGACCUGGUUACCCAAGUCCACGAUCCAGUGAUGGAAUAUUCCCCAGUCCACAACAUAUGGUGCAACACAAUCAUUAUCAGCAGGUUUCUGGAUAUACUGGUUCCCAUGGAAUUUCACCCAUGCCUGGAAGUAUUUAUUCAGCACAGGCAGGUGUAUUAGAUGCUCACGAUUCCUGGAAUCACCAUAGACCUCAGGAUAUUCAAAUCUGGCCACAAAACUUAGAGGAUACUAGCACUUUGGAUAUGCGUGUAAUGGGACAGAUGCUCCCAACAAAUGUCAUGGAAGAACGGUUAAUAAGGCAGCAGCAGGAAAUGGAGGAGGAUCAGCGAUGGCUUGAACAAGAAGAGAAGUUUUUGAAACCUGAUCCAAGAUCUUUGAGAAAUAAUGUUGAUCGGGAUGAUGGAGGUCUCCUUGAUCCGACUGGUAAUCAACACAUCUAUCAGCCUGUUGGUAAACAAGUAGAGCAUGCAGCGCCGCCAAAGAAGCCACCUCGACCUGCAGCACCUAGCCAUGGAGGAAGUGUCGCCAGCCUUAAUAGUCCAACUGAAAGUUACAAUGAAGGAGUAAAGAUCCAGCCACAAGAAAUAAGCCCUCCACCCACAGCUAACUUGGACCGUUCCAAUGACAAAGUAUAUGAAAAUGUGACUGGUUUGGUGAAAGCAGUGAUAGAGAUGUCCAGCAAAAUCCAACCAGCACCUCCAGAGGAGUACAUACCAAUGGUGAAAGAGGUUGGUUUGGCAUUAAGAACGUUAUUGGCUACAGUCGAUGAAAUCAUUCCGUCUCUCCCAGCAAGCACCCACAGAGAGAUCGAGAUGGCACAAAAGUUAUUGAAUUCUGAUUUAGCAGAAUUGAUCGGUAAAAUGAAGCUAGCGCAACAAUAUGUGAUGACGACUCUGCAGCAUGAAUACAAGAAACAGAUGUUAACAGCUGCACAUGCAUUGGCGGUGGAUGCCAAAAAUCUGCUGGAUGUUAUUGACCAAGCCAGACUGAAAAUGAUCGGAGGUCAGCCAAGACCCCUCUAGCUCUCUGGAAUCUGCGUUGGGCCAGUGUGGGCAGGGUCUUGAAACGAUCACGUGAUCAAAUCUGUAACCAUCGCAUGGAGUCACAAAGAGCCAAAAAAAACUUUAUAUAUCUACAAUGUAUAGAAGCCAAGAAUGUGCUAUAAUAUCAAGGAUUCUGGGACACCUCAGGGCUGAGAAUUCUUGCUGCACAGUACUGAAACUCCAGACUGGAACUUUUCUCACUGAAUAGAAACAGACCAAUAUUUAGCUGCAAUACAUCAACCAGGAUUUGAACAAAGAUGUUAUAUUUUCAGACUGAAGUCAUUUAAUGUAACAAAAUAAAGUUUCUUGUUCCUCCAUCUCUCAUGAAUGGAGGUGCUCUUAUAUUUCAAAAACACACUUAAGUGUUGGUUUCAAACUAGCAUGUAGAAUAGUGCUGAGACUGAACCUUCCUUUGAGCAGAAGUACAUGCUAGUUGUUUAGAGAAAACCUGGAACAGAUAAAGCUGCAUUUGUUGAUGUGGCAAAAUCGAGUGUUGUGUAUUAAUAUUUCUUCUACCAUUGUUUAAUUUCAUUUUUUAAUUAUUUAAAAUGAAAGCCAUGAUGACAAUUAAAAACAAAAUAGUUCAUAACCACCAUGUUUCUGGCUUGUCUAGGAGUUUGUUGGGAACAGUGUAGUAUGCAGGCAUGGUACAUUUAUUUUUAAUUUCCCAUAUGUUAUUGCUUUUCUCUGGAACUCCCUCCUUCAUUUUGGGGUAUAAAUUAUUCUCAGGAAGAAUAUAAUGAACUGUACAGUUAUUUGACCUAUUAAAAAGGUGUUAACAAGAA
Molecule: messenger RNA, 4666 nt
Organism: Leucoraja erinaceus (little skate)
Lineage: Eukaryota; Metazoa; Chordata; Chondrichthyes; Rajiformes; Rajidae
Product: focal adhesion kinase 1-like
Biological process (GO): protein phosphorylation; signal complex assembly
Cellular component (GO): focal adhesion; cytoskeleton
Molecular function (GO): protein tyrosine kinase activity; ATP binding
Source: RefSeq, a predicted model, not a curated record